Messenger RNA from Coregonus sp. 'balchen', 11298 nucleotides. Lineage: Eukaryota; Metazoa; Chordata; Actinopteri; Salmoniformes; Salmonidae. The record is from the annotation of a GenBank genome assembly.
AGAACACCGAAUUUUCAAUGACAGCCUUGAAUACAACCCGGUUUGUAUUCGCUUAAAAUACAGAUAACGCUGAGUUGUAGAUAAUACAGAACUUCAGUUACUGUAGCUAGCUAUCAUUGCAGUAUGAAGUGAGCACGGUCUUGUUGGAUUGAGAGGAUAAUAUUCACCGUGUUCUCCGGUAAGGAAAAAUCUAAAGCGUUAGCCACUUUCCCUUUCCCUGCUUCCUCAUCAGAACAUCUUGGCCUUAAUCGGCUAAACUAGGAAGUCCAGCAACAUCUCCGUUUGUUCCCCUUCAUAACAAUGUAAAAAAUAGCCAAAUCAUUUUGCAUACCGAUAGAUAUGCAGACUUGACAAUGCUAAAUGUCUGGCUAGUUUGCGAAAUUAGGGGGGGGGUCAUAAGCAAACUGGGUUAACUAACGUUAGCUGGCUAGCUAGCUAGAUAUGCUAUAUUCAAAGCUAGCCAGACCUAUCUUGGACUUUGCCCACUUAUCAGCGAUCAACCUCAAAUCAAACGAUUCCAGUUUUGUCUCUCAGUAGGGCCUGAAUCCCUUCCCUCUCCCUUCCACAUGACCACCCGUGGGCCUUUCUUAUGUAAUGUUGGUUAUCAUCACGAGAGCUUAUGAAUCACAACAACAAACACUACUGUUAAGCUAUUGUGUAGUUUAUUUUUAUUGCUUGCUAACGUUACACAUUCUUAUCCAUCUGCAAGAGGUCUCUUGUUUUUGCCUUUGUAGAGGAUUAAGGAGACUCCUGUGUACCAUAUGUUUAUAAUCUCACCAUUGCUUCUUUCACUUUCUUUUGCCAACUGUAGUGUACAGCCCUAAGAAAUGGAGACUCUUAUUCCCAUCAUCAACCGGCUCCAGGAAGUCUUCCUGACAGUGGGGGCAGAGAUCAUCCAGCUGCCUCAGAUAGUGGUGGUUGGCUCGCAGGUCAGUACAGAAUCAAAAUGCAAGAAUCAACUGUUGUUACCUGUUACACUGGGGAAUUGUGUCAUUGUUGAAAUGAACAUAUCAAAGUAUAAAUAAUAGCAAUGAAUCAUUCAUGUAGCUAAGUGUUGAAAAGCCUUUCUAAAAUCGAUCUCAUCUCUUCCCAUGACAGAGCAGCGGCAAGAGUUCUGUGUUGGAGAGCCUGGUUGGAAAGGAUUUUCUGCCCCGGGGAUCAGGCAUAGUCACACGGCGACCCCUAGUGUUGCAGCUGGUGAAUGUGCCCCCAUUGGCAGAGAGGAGGCUGCAAGAAAAUGGUAUGGACUUGACACAGAAACAGAUGUGAUUGUCACUUUAAAAGCUGCCUCAUGUUGCUUCUCGCUGAUACACUGGACACACUGAAACAAAUCAAAGCCAGUGCAGUCGACAUUUACUCAAUGAAUUUCAAUAUUAGCUCACAUUCAUGUAAUUUCACUCAUUGGAUAAAGCCCAAGUGGUCUUUGAGAUUUUCUCUCUUUUCUAACAUGAUAUUUACCAUCCCUUCUUCUUCACUUUUCUCAGGAAAUGGGGUAAAACAAAAUGCAAACAGCUACCCAGGUCUUUACUUCCAUAGUUUAUCUGCAUGGACCUGUUGCGUUGUCAUUCAUCUUAAUAUCGUCUUAUCAUCCUCAUCGUCUUUCAUUUCCUCUGUCUAAUCAUCACAUCAACUUACAAACUCUUUGUCUCUGUCAUAUUUUGUCUUCUAUACUGAUAAACCCCAUCAAAGUCUGUUUUUUAUGUGAUACGAAUAUUUCCUUUCUGUUUGCAUAUUAUUUUACACUCAAUCUUUUAUAUUUUGUCAAGGGAUCAAGGCUGAUGAAUGGGGCACGUUCCUCCAUAGCAAGAACCAGGUAUGUGGCAACGUCUACGCUAUGCACAAAUCAAUUUUAUUGUUAUGCACUGCACAUUGAGUAUUUCAUAUUUGCAGUAGGGCAUUACAUUGUCUGAGAGACUUGGUACUGUAUCUCCUAACGUCAUGGUGCUAGUGGUGUUGGUGAAGUCGAUAUUUCAGUAUCCCAUCUGUGUUUGCAUUAUAGAUUUUCACAGAUUUCCUGGAGAUUCGCAAGGAGAUUGAAGAAGAGACUGAGCGUAGCUCAGGCGGCAACAAGGUAUGUAUACAUUGUUGUAGAUAAACAUGGCUUAUCUCCAGUUUAUGAGUUACUGAUUUACUUUAUCUGCUUCUCUCUCGUGGCCUAUAGGGAAUCAGCCCUGAGCCCAUCUAUUUGAAGAUUUUCUCUCCUCAUGUCCUCAAUCUCACACUGGUUGACUUGCCAGGAAUAACCAAGGUAAACCCAACCAGUGUGUUAAUCCCACUAACUUGAAAAUGAACAACUAUGGUGUUCCUCAUGGUAAAAUUAAUACCAUUACUCAUUGAAAAUAAAUGUGUAUAAAUGUAUGCACGCAUGACUGUAAGUCGCUUUGGAUAAAAGCGUCUGCUAAAUGGCAUAUUAUAUUUAUAUAUUAUUAUUAUAUUAUAUUACUAGGUUCCGGUUGGAGACCAGCCAGAGGACAUAGAAGCUCAAGUCCAAGAGAUGAUCCUAUCCUUCAUCUCCAACCCCAACUCCCUUAUCCUCUCAGUGUCUCCUGCCAACUCUGACUUGGCCACCUCUGAUGCCCUCAAACUGGCCCGUGAGGUUGACCCAGAUGGUGAGGCAUACUGUACACUUAUGCUCCUUCAUAUUUCACUGCAUGUCUUUUCAGUGUAUACAGUGCAUUCGGAAAGUAUUCAGACCCCUUGACCUUUUCCACAUUUUGUUACGUUACAGCUUUAUUCUAAAAUUGAUUAAAUACAUGUUUUCCUGCAUCAAUCUACACACAAUACCCCAUAACGACGAGGCGAAAAUAGGUUUUUUAAAAAUGUUUGCAAAUUUAUUUAAAAAAACAGAAAUACCUUAUUUACAUAAGUAUUCAGAUUCUUUGCUAUGAGCCUCGAAAUUGAGCUUAGGUGCAUCCUGUUUCCAUUGAUCGUUACAUUUUAGAUCAUCCUUGAGAUGUUUCUACAACUUGAUUGGAGUCCACCUGUGGUAAAUUCAAUUGAUUGGACAUGAUUUGGAAAGGCACACACCUGUCUAUAUAAGGUCCCACAGUUGCAAAAACCAAGCCAUGAGGUCGAAGGAAUUGUCCGUAGAGCUCAGAGACAGGAUUGUGUCGAGGCACAGAUCUGGGGAAGGGUACCAACACAUUUCUGCAGCAUUGAAGGUCCCCAAGAACACAGUGGCCUCCAUCAUUCUUAAAUGGAACAAGUUUGGAACCACCAAGACUCUACCUAGAGCUGGCUGCCCGGCCAAACUGAGCAAUCGGGGGUGAAGGGCCUUGGUCAGAGAGGUGACCAAGAAUCUGAUGGUCACUCUAACAGCUCUAGAGUUCCUCUGUGGAGAUGGGAGAACCUUCCAGAAGGACAACCAUCUCUGCAGCACUCCACCAAUCAGGCCUUUAUGGUAGAGUGGCCAGACGGAUGCCACUCCUCAGUAAAAGGCACAUGACAGCCCGCUUGGAGUUUGCCAAAAGGCACCUAAAGCACUCUGACCAUGAGAAACCAGAUUGUCUGGUCUCAUAAAACCAAGAUUGAACUCUUUGGCCUGAAUGCCAAGCGUCACGUCUGGAGGAAACCUGGCACCAUGCCUACGGUGAAGGUGUUGGCAGCAUCAUUCUGUAGGGAUGUUUUUCAGCGGCAGGGACUGGGAGACUAGUCAGGAUCGAGGGAAAGAUGAACAGAGCAAAGUACAAAGAAAUCCUUGAUUAAAAACCUGCGUCAGAGUGCUCAGGACCUCAAACUGGGGCGAAGGUUCACCUUCCAACAGGACAACGACCCUAAGCACACAGCCAAGACAAUGCAGGAGUGGCUUCGGGACAAGUCUCUGAAUGUCCUUGAGUGACCCAGCCAGAGCCCGGACAUGAACCCGAUCGAACAUCUCUGGAGAGACCUGAAAAUAGCUGUGCAGCGACGCUCCCCAUCCAACCUGACAGAGCUUGAAAGGAUCUGCAGAGAAGAAUGGGAGAAACUUCCCAAAUACAGGUGUGCCAAGCUUGUAGGGUCAUACCCAAGAAGACGGGAGGCUGUAAUCGCUGCCAAAGGUGCUUCAACAAAGUACUGAGAAAAGGGUCUGAAUACUUAUGUAAAUGUCAUAUUUCAGUUUUUAAUUUGUAAUAAAUUAGUAAACAUUUCUAAACCUGUUUUUGCAUUGUCAUUAUUGCGGUAUUGUGUGCAGAUUGAGGGAAAAAAUACUAUUUUAAUAAAUUUUAGAAUAAGGCUGUAAUGUAACAAAAUGUGGAAAAAGUCAAGGGGUCUGAAUACUUUCCGAAUGCACUGGAUGUAUUUUUCAGGGUGUCCGCGGGUCCUUAAAAAGUCUUAAAUUCAUUUAUCUGAUUUUAAAUGCCUUAGUUCUGUUUUCAAAGGUCUUAAAAGUUUACUACAGUGUUUCUGUGAUAUUGUGUCGUUGCUUAAUUUAUUUAUUUUUUACAUCAAAUAAUAGUCAAGGCGCACUUUCCAGAGCUUUCCAACCACAUGUGCGCCUCUGUGUGUGAACGUUAUGUGCGUGUGCCAGCGUGAGUCGGGUGGUUGCCAGAGGAGAGGGAGGAAAGCGCAAGGUAGCCUAUACAAUUUGAGAGACAACACUAACUAGAGCUGGGACAAUAAACAGACACCGACAUUGCCCUUCUCCUACCGACGCAAUUUGGCUUACGUCGGUAAUUUCAGUGAUUAGGCUACACAACGUUCCUGCAGAUGUUUUGGUUCUAAAACCAUUAUUUAGUCAACAGUAAUGUGCAUUAACCUGCUUCCUGCAAUGAAAGUAUCUGCCCUGUCCCUGUUUCGCUGCUGGUUCUCACUCCCUCCCUCCACUUUGCGCACGGAGUGAAGGGAAAGAUGCAUUCUGAUAAGUGCAAGCAUACUGACAGUUGAGCAACAUUUCUAAAAUGUAAUUGUGGGAAAGACAGUUUUUAAAACUGUUAAUGUUGUUAAAAACGUGGAGUCUCAGCUUUGAGAGUAUAACAAUUAUUUCUUAACUGUCAAUAUAGAGGAAAUAACACCACUUUACAAACGGAGUAGGUUAUGUAAUUGAGAUGAUGCAGAACGGAGCGGAGAGCGCCAUUUGCGGUUAAUACAUCAAGUAGCCUAUAUACAGUGGGGAGAACAAGUAUUUGAUACACUGCCGAUUUUGCAGGUUUUCCUACUUACAAAGCAUGUAGAGGUCUGUAAUUUUUUAUCAUAGGUACACUUCAACUGUGAGAGACGGAAUCUAAAACAAAAAUCCAGAAAAUCACAUUGUAUGAUUUUUAAGUAAUUAAUUUGCAUUUUAUUGCAUGACAUAAGUAUUUGAUCACCUACCAACCAGGAAGAAUUCCGGCUCUCACAGACCUGUUAGUUUUUCUUUAAGAAGCCCUCCUAUUCUCCACUCAUUUACCUGUAUUAACUGCACCUGUUUGAACUCGUUACCUGUAUAAAAGACACCUGUCCACACACUCAAUCAAACAGACUCCAACCUCUCCACAAUGGCCAAGACCAGAGAGCUGUGUAAGGCUGGGAUGGGCUACAGGACAAUAGGCAAGCAGCUUGGUGAGAAGGCAACAACUGUUGGCGCAAUUAUUAGAAAAUGGAAGAAGUUCAAGAUGACGGUCAAUCACCCUCGGUCUGGGGCUCCAUGCAAGAUAUCACCUCGUGGGGCAUCAAUGAUCAUGAGGAAGGUGAGGGAUCAGCCCAGAACUACACGGCAGGACCUGGUCAAUGACCUGAAGAGAGCUGGGACCACAUUCUCAAAGAAAACCAUUAGUAGCACACUACGCCGUCAUGGAUUAAAAUCCUGCAGCGCACGCAAGGUGGCUGGGUCUUCCAGCAUGACAACGACCCGAAACACACAGCCAGGGCAACUAAGGAGUUGCUCCGUAAGAAGCAUCUCAAGGUCCUGGAGUGGCCUAGCCAGUCUCCAAACCUGAACCCAAUAGAAAGUCUUUGGAGGGAGCUGAAAGUCCGUAUUGCCCAGCGACAGCCCCGAAACCUGAAGGAUCUGGAGAAGGUCUGUAUGGAGGAGUGGGCCAAAAUCCCUGCUGUAGUGUGUGCAAACCUGGUCAAGACCUACAGGAAACGUAUGAUCUCUGUAAUUGCAAACAAAGGUUUCUGUACCAAAUAUUAAAUUCUGCUUUUCUGAUGUAUCAAAUACUUAUGUCAUGCAAUAAAAUGCAAAUUAAUUACUUAAAAAUCAUACAAUGUGAUUUUCUAGAUUUUUGUUUUAGAUUCCGUCUCUUACAGUUGAAGUGUACCUAUGAUAAAAAUUACAGACCUCUACAUGCUUUGUAAGUAGGAAAACCUGCAAAAUCGGCAGUGUAUCAAAUACUUGUUCUCCCCACUGUAGGCACACAAUGUAAUGUUUUUGUAGGACAUAAAAUGUACUGUUAAAUCCAUUGUAUGGCAAUCUAGCAACAAUAUCAUAUUUAGAGUUAGCAAUCUAGCUAAGGUUUUUUGAGUUCCUACUUCCUGCGGCGGUAAAUUAUGUAGCAUAGCCUAGGGCAGGGUUCUUCAAUUCCGGUCCUAGAAGGCCGAAACACUUCUGUUUUUUAUUUCUACCUGGUAGUUAAUUGCACUCACCUGGUGUCCCAGGUCUGAAUUAGCCCCUGAUUAGAAGGAGAGGAUGGAAAAACAGAGGUGUUUCGGCCCUCCAGGCCGGGAAUUGAAGAACCCUGGCCUAGGGCCUUGGACAAUAUGCACAAAAAACAUGCAGGCAAAUUAAUCUCGAAAGAUCCAAAAAGAUAUCUGAUUAUUCUGGAUUCUAUUUUGGCAUGUUGCACAUCAAUAUAUUCAUUAUGCAUUCCCUGAACAUGUUAGAUGAAAUAGCUAACUUCUUUCACGUCUUACAUGGCACUGUCAGUUCUAGAGCCCUCUUGCUUAGCUACCUUGCUCGUAAGUAUAGCCAUUUGAUACCUGAUUCACUGAAAAGGGGAAUUCUUUUCUUAGACUUUUUGGUUGUAGGCUAAUGUUCUAAUGUUAUAGCAUAAUACCUCCAAGAGAGCUACUGGAUGUGUAGACUUUUGUUCCAGCCCUACUCUUAACACACCAGACUUUACAAAUCAACUGCUCAACAGGACCUUGUUAAGCUGACUGUGUGUUUGAGCAGUGCUGGAUCAAAAGCCUGCUCACCUAUUGCCCUAGCUCCCCAGCUGGAGAGUUGACCACGUGUUUUAUACAGUAACGGUUCUGUAUAUUUAACUUUAAGGCAUUUUUUCACAGUGGUAUCAUUAUGGUAUUGAGUAUCACUAUACUAAUCUGGUAUUGGUAUCAAAGGCAAAAUUCUAAACACUUAGAGUUUGUGAUCUAGCUAAUUAUGUCAUUGGGGUAUCCUAAACAAAUGCAGAUGGGCAACCCCAUGCUUCAGCCAUCUAUUGCCUAGCCGCUAUGCUAUUACAUCCGUUAGGCUACAGGAGAAUGCUCAUUGCUAAAAUAGCACACCUGCUUGAUAAUAUGAGCCAUGUAGGAUAUAGCCUUUGGUGAAAGAACCAGCCCUAAAAAUACUACUUUUUGCCAACAUGGGCUCAUUUCUGGAGAGGAAUAUUAGCAGGUGUGUGGUGCAAGCAUAUUUCAAAUUUGAAAUAAUUUGCAUUCCAAGUGGCAUUAAAAAUGUAAUUAAACUUCAUGGAACCUGCAGAUACCCUGUUUGUUCAUUGAUAUACAUGUGUUAAAUGUCAAUAAACAUGGUCAAUGUUACUUUCUAGGUUUGAUCUAUAUACACAAAACAUUUUAGAUUACAUAAUGAAAUGUGCCAUUCAAGUGCUGUUAUUGUGUGUGUAUAUAUAGAAAGAGCCAUGGACAAAAAGGGGUGUGUCUUUACCCAGCUGUUGUGUCUUGCAGGCCGCAGAACACUGCUGGUGGUCAGUAAGCUGGACCUGAUGGAUGCAGGGACAGAUGCUUUGGAGGUCUUGCUGGGUCGGGUCAUUCCAGUGCGGCUCGGAAUUGUGGGAGUGGUCAACAGGUUUGUCCAUAUGGCUAUAACAUAUCUAACAUAUUUACCUAAUUCUUACUGGAUGAUGUCACCUCGGUGCUUAAAAAGAUGAAGCCCCAUAGCAGUGAAAGAUGGCAUAAUUAGACCAAUGUAUCACAUCUGAUUUGAGUAUAAAGGAUCUGAAUCAUUAUGGUCGUUAAAUUAACUCAAGUACCCUCAGAGACCUUAUAAAUAUAAACAACAAAUAUUCCGAUGUCCCUGCUAUUCACCAGCUCAAUUUGUUUGCAUCCGCCAAACAAUCAUUCAGCAAUUAGAGCUUUAUCUCUCCCCACUUUGAGAUCGUUCUCACACAUCCUGCUGAAAUAAUGUGUGCAAUGUCUUACUCAUUGUGCUCCAGCACAGGGCUGAUGUAUGAGUUAUGUGAGUGAUUUUUCGCCAAGGGUGCAGAAUUGCAAAAAAAACGAUAUAUAUGCCCCUCCGAGGCUGAAAUGAUUAGUAAUUUUCAGAAGUCAUUUCACUGAGCAGAGACAAUCUAGUUCAACCGACAGCUCACACUAGUAAUCAUAGCAACCACCAGGGAAGGCUGUCUGAAGUCAAUAGGGGCCUCAGCCUAGCACAUUCCUCCAGAGUGCUAAAGAUUAGUUUUAAGGAAACGGCUACAGUAACCUCCUGCAUCCUAUUUGGGUGUAUAAUUUCCUGCUAUGCUGGAGCUGGUGACCAUCUGAUCAUGCAGAGCCACUGUGGAGUCUUCUGUAACUCCAGCUGUCAUCCUCCAUGUCUCUCCCUGCUAGGAGCCAGCAUGACAUCAACACCCAGAAGAGCAUAGAGGACACGGCACGGGACGAGCAGGCCUUCCUCCAGCGCCACUACCCAUCUCUGGCCUCCCGCUGCGGCUCCCGCUACCUGGCCCGCACCCUGAGCCGCCUGCUCAUGCACCACAUCAGGGACUGCUUGCCGGAGCUGAAGAGGCGUGUGACGGUGUUGAGUGCCCAGUACCAGGCCCGGCUCAGCAGCUACGGCCAGCCUGUAGAGGACCACAGCGCUACCCUGCUACAGAUCGUUACCAAGUUCGCCAGCGACUACUGCAACACCAUCGAGGGCACCGCCACGCACAUCCAGACAUCUGAGCUGUGAGUAGUUCUGAACUACUUUAGGCUACUUUAUCCAGGCACCAGUUAUCUUUCAGUAUUUUAUAUUGUAUUGGAGCAACUCCUCAUUGACCACCAAAUAUUUAGCAACCACCUAGAUGGUGCAUAGCAGACAUUUUGUGACAGAAAACUCACCACACAAUGGUUAUUGUUCUGCUGAAUGCGUUUCACUUAGGCAGGCGGUUAUUGUAAUUUUGUAGGUGUUCAUGUAUUGGCAUUUAAUAUUUUGUAGGUUCAUUUCAAUAGCUCUUGUACUGCUCACUGAUUUUAUUGAUUUCCUCAAGCAGUGGGAAGCAAGUAUUGACUCAGUCUGGCUGACUGCAUUUGAUGUUGACAACCCUCGGAUACAGCCACUGAUUCUGCUUCCUCUGUCCUCCCCUGUCAGCUGCGGGGGGGCUCGGAUCUGCUACAUAUUCCAUGAGACCUUUGGCCGCACUCUUCAGUCUAUCGACCCCCUGGGGGGCUUGACGGAGCUCGAUAUCCUCACUGCAAUCCGCAAUGCUACGGUAAUAACCAUCAGCUCCAAUCGCAUUGUCUGUGUGUAGGUUAAACAGACGUCUUUGAAUAGUUUUCCAAUGAAGCUAAUGUCUGUAGAGAAUCACGAGUUAUGUUAAUAGAGAUGUGUGUUGUGCUGUGCUGCAGGGUCCACGGCCGGCCCUCUUUGUACCUGAGAUCUCCUUUGAGCUGCUGGUGAAGAGGCAGAUCAAGCGUCUGGAGGAGCCCAGUCUGCGCUGUGUGGAGCUGGUCCACGAGGAGCUGCAGAGGAUCAUCCAGCACUGCUCCUCCUACAGCACACAGGUAUGCUACACACUGCACAACACAUACUACAAAGCAUACACUUCGUAUGUUUGACAACCCUGAAUCAAAUUGUAAUAUAAUAGUGUCUCUGUAUGUAUCCUGACAUGCUGUGUGUUUGUCAGGAGCUCCUUCGGUUUCCUAAGCUGCACGACUCCAUUGUGGAGGUGGUAACUAGUUUACUCAGGAAGCGCUUGCCCAUUACUAAUGACAUGGUAAGACAAUUUGUUUUUGUGAAUUUACAUUUUCAGUUCAUUUUUUUGUACAAAACAAUCCUGAAUAUAAUUAUUUUACAAUUUAGUGCUAUUCCUUACUGGCAGCCUGUCUGUGUUCGUGGAUGAUUCUGAGCACCUAUCUGUUUCAGGUCCACAACUUGGUUCAAAUUGAGCUCGCUUACAUCAACACAAAGCACCCAGACUUCACCGAUGCUGCUCAGGUCUCAGCAUCUGUCAACAGUCAACAGGUAAUUCAGUCUCAACUCAAAGCACAUGCUCUGCUUUCAUGCAUGUAGAUGAGCCUAAUGUUGACCAGAGGGUUCUAGAGUCUGAUGCUGUCUUCUCAUGCCAGUAUGGACAUCACACUUUUGAGGAAUUUCAAUAAGCCAGUUGUGACUUUAACACGAUACCAGAACAACUCAAUUGAAUUGACCCCCUCAUUUCACCUAUUUUAGGGCAUGCAGGAUGGAGAUAAACACUGGAAGAAUGAGAAAGUUGCAGAGGAGAAGGCACCAGUGGCAGGUUUCAGCAGCCCUGUUAAGGGCCAGGCCAUCAACCUCCUGGACACAGUGAGUAGUGGAAUCAGCAGUCAGAACUGACCAAGCACUACCCUGUAGCGCAGCACUGUAUCUGAUUAGAUCUGUGACAGAUUGUAACAUCUGACCCCUGCUCUGUUUGCCAGGCAGUGCCGGUGUCCCGCAAGCUGAGUGCCCGGGAGCAGAGAGACUGUGAGGUCAUCCAACGCCUCAUCAAAUGCUACUUCCUCAUCGUCCGCAAGAGCAUUCAGGACAGGUCAGAGACCAGAGCUCUAGGGGUGUUGUUAUUUGGGUAUGCAGUUAGUGGUGAGUUGAGCCUUCUCUGGCCUAGCUAACUGUGUGUCUUGUGACCUGUGUUUCUGCAGUGUGCCCAAGACGGUGAUGCACUUCCUGGUGAACUUUGUGAAGGAGCGUCUGCAGAGUGAGCUGGUGGGCCAGCUGUACAAACAGAACCUGCUGCAGGGGCUGCUCAUCGAGUCCCAAGACACAGCACAACAGAGGACAGAGGUGGCCCAGAUGCUGGAGGUACGAGUUCUACUGGUACCCCUACUCUUACUGGGUGUAGACUCUGAUGAACUUUGUGUUGUACUUUCUGUUUCUCCAUUUAACACCGGUAUCCUUAUCGCUCUCUUUUCUUCCAUUUUCUCCUUCCUCAGGCUCUCCAAAAAGCCAGCAACAUCAUCUCGGAGAUCCGGGAGACACACCUGUGGUAG